Messenger RNA from Paramecium sonneborni, 1489 nucleotides. NCBI's taxonomy places the organism in Eukaryota, Ciliophora, Oligohymenophorea, Peniculida, Parameciidae. The record is from the annotation of a GenBank genome assembly.
AUGGAAUUUGAUUAAGUGAUUUUUUGUUGUGAAGUGAUAAGAAAACAUCUAAUAGUGAAUAAGCAUUAUCAUUUACAGCUGUUAUAAAAUAAAAUCUUGAUAAGAGAGAAUGUAUAGUAUAUAAGAUGCAUAAAUUAUUAGUUAGAACAUAUAGCAAAAUACGAGGUUGUAUUAAAUCUGAAACAGCAAAUAAGUUGGAAAAUAGGAGAAAAUCAUAAAAUAAAAGAAUUUGGGAUAAGAUAUAACAAUAAACUAAAAUGGUUUAAAGGGAUUAGUGAUUAAUUGGAGUAGUUGAAAUAGCGCAUAUCUAAUAAAAUAUUUAUGACAGGAAUUUCAAAUUUCUAUUCUUCUCAUGAUUAAAUUGGAACUGGAGCAUCUUGUAAAGUAAUAAUGAUUAAAGAUUAUGCAACUCAAAUUAGUUACGCAGCCAAAUGUGUAAGUAAAGAAUACAUAAGAAAAAAGAAAACAUCUGAUAGAUUUGACAGAUUAGUAAAUGAAAUAGAAAUAUUAAGAACAUUAAAGUAACAUCCUAAUUUAAUCAAAUUGUAAGAAUUGUAUGAAGGAGAAAAUAGUUAUUACUUAAUUUUUGAGUAUUUGGAAGGAGAAACACUACAUAAAUUUAUUAAAAACCGUGGACAUCUUUUGACAGAACCUAUUGUAAGGAGUAUACUUUAAGUAUAAAAUUUUAUUUAUUAUUUUAGUAAUUGUUAUUAGGAAUUAGAUAGUGUCAUCAGUAAAAUAUUAUUCAUAGAGAUAUGAAGUUAGAAAAUGUUGUACUUACUAAGUUAAAUAAAAUUGAUAAUAUCAAGAUUAUUGAUUUUGGAUUAGCUAUUUUUAAUACUCCUGAAAUACCAUUUUCUAUUUGUGGAACUCCUGGUUAUAUUGCACCUGAAAUCUUGAAUUAUGAGGAAAACAAAUAUAAAUCUGAGAAAUUUAUUUAUACUCCAUAAAUUGAUAUGUUUGGUAUAGGAGCCAUGCUUUAUAGAAUGUAACAAUAUUUUCAACUUUUAGAAUGACUAGAGAACCUUUAUUCAAUGCUGAAAAAACUAAAGAAUUAUUACAUAAAAACUAAAAAUGUCUAUACACUAAACGAUCUAUUACUUAAUACUCUAGUGUUCUAAACUUAAUUCUAUAGGGAUUGUUGGAAUUCAAUCCUAAAAAAAGAAUUUCUGCUGAUCAAGCUUUAGAAAUUUUGUAAUCUUAAUCAAUUAAUCAAAUUACUUAGAGAAAUGAAUCAACUAAUAAUAUUAAUUAAACAGAAGAAUUUCAAAUUUAGACAAGUACUGAUGUAAUUCAAACUCCCUAUUUAUUUCCUAAUCGUAAAAUUAAAACAGAAUUGGCUUUUCUACAUUCAUAUCAUAUUAAUGAAGAUAGAAUAUGUCAAAGUGGCAAAUCCUAUCUCCCUUCUUUUAGUAUCAGACAAAGUCUUGAUAUUGAACAUGAUUCCUUAAUAGAAGAAACUGAAAGAGAUUAGGUUUUAGAACUAUGA